GAGGUCCUUGCUCUGAUGGGACCCUCAGGUGGUGGUAAAACGACUUUACUUAAUCUCCUCAGUGGAAGGGUGACAACGAAUGAUGCCGCCAGUAGCAUUACUUACAACGAUCAACCAUAUUCCAAGUCACUAAAGCGAAGGAUUGGUUUUGUGAUGCAAGAUGAUGUUGUUUUUCCUCACCUCACGGUAAAAGAGACUCUAACAUAUGCUGCUCUUCUACGUCUUCCCAAAACACUUACCAAACAACAGAAAGAAGAAAGAGUCAUGAAUGUUCUAAGAGAACUCGACCUUGAAAGGUGCCAGAAUACAAUAAUUGGAGGGGCAUUUGUUAGGGGGAUUUCAGGUGGUGAAAGAAAAAGGGUCUGUAUUGGCAAUGAAAUCCUGCUUAACCCAUCACUUCUUUUCUUAGAUGAACCAACAUCAGGUCUGGACUCAACAACAGCACUCAGAAUAGUUCAAAUGCUACAAAGCAUUGCAAAGGCUGGAAAAACAGUAGUGACUACAAUUCAUCAGCCAUCAAGCAGACUGUUCAAUAAGUUCGAUAAGUUAAUUCUCUUGGGUAGAGGCAAUACAUUGUACUUUGGAAAAGCAUCUGAAGCUAUGCAAUAUUUCUCCUCAAUUGGUUGCUCUCCUCUCAUAGCUAUGAACCCAGCAGAGUUCCUGAUUGAUCUUGCAAAUGGGAACGUAAAUGACAAAUCAGUUCCAUCUUUAUUGGAGGACAAAGUGUUAUUCCGCCACAGAAACUCUGAAAAGCAGAAUGGAAGGCUUUCCCCCACUGAUGUCCAUCAGUAUCUUGUAGAUGCUUAUGAAACAAGGGUUGCAAGAAAAGAGAAGAGGAUGCUUCUAAAGCAUGCGGCAGUUGAUGGUGAGAUAGAGAGUAGGUCAAAUUCAAGAGAAUGGGGGGCAUCUUGGUGGGAGCAGUUUUCAAUUCUUUUCAGGAGAGGCCUGAAGGAGAGACGCCAUGAAUAUUUAAGCUGUGUGAGAGUGACCCAAGUAAUAUCAACUGCAAUAAUAGUAGGAUUGCUCUGGUGGAACUCUGAUGCUGCAUCCCCCAAAGGGCUACAAGAUCAGGCAGGGCUGUUGUUCUUCAUUUCAGUGUUCUGGGGUUUCUUUCCUGUAUUCACAUCCAUCUUCGCAUUCCCACAAGAAAAAGCCAUGCUAGGAAAAGAGAGAGCAGUGGGAAUGUAUAAGCUCAGCGCAUACUUCAUAGCAAGAAACGCAAGUGAUCUUCCUUUAGAUCUCAUUCUUCCUAUUGUCUUUAUGGUGAUAGUCUACUUUAUGGUGGGAUUAAAGCAUAGCAUUUCUACUUUUUCCUUGAGCAUGCUGACAGUUUUCCUCAGCGUUGUAGCAGCUCAGGGUCUGGGAUUGGCCAUUGGUGCAGCUUUCAUGGAUGUAAAGAAAGCAACAACACUGGCUUCAGUUCUUAUUAUGACCUUCAUGUUAGCUGGAGGAUUCUUUGUGCAGAAGGUUCCAUCUUUCAUGUUGUGGAUACGCUACAUCUCUUUCAACUACCACACAUACAGACUACUACUUAAGAUUCAGUAUGGUUGCUCCUGCUCGGGUUUAGAUCAUAGAUCAGAGUCAUUUGAUUCUCCCUUCAUUAGACAAAUUAAAACUGAUAAUGGUGGAAAGGAAGUGGGCGCCAUGAUUGCAAUGAUUUUUGGGUACAGAUUAUUGGCAUAUAUCUUCCUACGAGGAAUGAAACUUAGGAAAACAGCAUAGAACACUCAUAAACAAAUUAACAAAGGCAUUAAUAU
This is a messenger RNA of Nelumbo nucifera (sacred lotus), 1757 nucleotides long. NCBI's taxonomy places the organism in Eukaryota, Viridiplantae, Streptophyta, Magnoliopsida, Proteales, Nelumbonaceae. The record is from RefSeq and is a predicted model, not a curated record.